CCGUGCCAUUGUCCCCCGACGCCACGACGGCGCUUAGGCUUGGGUGUUUGAAGACCACCACAAGAUGGCGCGUCCACAGCUCGUUCCAAAGUACUUAAAGGGCUCGGUUCCACAAGCUAGCCAUUAAGUUCGUUCGAGUGAACGCUCCCUGACAGAACAAAACCCCCCUCCCUGUCCUCAGACCUCCAAUCAUGAUUACGGACGGUUGCCUUCGUAUCAACAAAUUGGUCACCAUCCGACUGACACCAUCAUCAGGCGAAUCGGAUGUGAGUAAAGGAACCCUAUCGCGUCGCCAGGGGAUCCCCCGAAGGAUCAUACUCCUUCCUCCAAAACCGCGACACCUCAAUAAAGGUCCGAAAGGUGCCCCCAUUGCAAUCCUUCCACACAGGCUCCCGCGACUCCGGGCUCGUCAACGACGAUCUGACUCAAUUGUCGCCCCUGUCGACAAGAAGUCUAUACCUCAGAAACGUGGGGCUGACUCCGACAUACCCGACACCCCCAAGGUUUUCAUCAGAAUCCGUCCCUUGAAUCGAGGGGCUGAAGCUGACAUUCCCGGCGCCGCCCGUGUUUCCAUUAAUAUCCGUCCAUUGAAGCGACGGGCCCUGGAGGGUAGAAACAAUUUACAGAGUGCCUCCGACCACAGGCGCUUCGAGACUGUUCACUCGGACGACAGUUUUUACUCUGAGUGUCCGGCGGGCGUGGCUACGGUACCUCCGAAACUCCUGGAUCAGUGUGGCCGGGAGACGUGUCCGGCCGACCCUGCUCGCACGGCCGCGGCGGCUCAGCUGGCAUCCCCUCAUACAUCGAGGUUAUCCAGUCCACUGUGACCUCCAAUACGACCUGGAUGUGCUCUACUCUCACGCGUUCGAGGUUACGAAAUGUUUGCUGUGAAUAGAAGGUGUAAAGGGGGUGGUCUCCUGUACAAUCCUGGUGAAGAAGGCAUGGUUGGAAAGCUGAAUAUGUACAACACUAGAAUUGUGUGGAGCAAUAUACGAUACCUUUACGAACAAAGUCUGAGCGAGACGAUUUGAAUU
This is a messenger RNA of Suillus paluster, 1034 nucleotides long. RefSeq lists its product as uncharacterized. Bases 192 to 827 code for a protein of 211 amino acids. NCBI's taxonomy places the organism in Eukaryota, Fungi, Basidiomycota, Agaricomycetes, Boletales, Suillaceae. The transcript is spliced from 2 exons. The record is from RefSeq and is a predicted model, not a curated record.